This is a messenger RNA of Brugia malayi, 1917 nucleotides long. It is a transcript of the gene Bma-trak-1, whose product is annotated as 106 kDa O-GlcNAc transferase-interacting protein, putative. The record is from RefSeq and is a predicted model, not a curated record. The coding region runs from base 1 to 1917 and encodes 638 amino acids. The transcript has 14 exons. NCBI's taxonomy places the organism in Eukaryota, Metazoa, Nematoda, Chromadorea, Rhabditida, Onchocercidae.
AUGCUCGACUCAAGUAGCAACUGCUAUCCAAGUAAUAAUACCAGUGAUAUUAGUGAUAACGAUGACAUUGAUAACGCUUGUGCUAUAAUUGGUGCAAUAGAACAACUUGCUAAGAAGGAGAAAAAAUUUGCAUUUGCUGCUGAACUUGGACGAUCAUUAUUGAAUCGAAAUUAUGAAUUAAAAAAUAGGAAUGAAUUUUUAGAAGAAGCAUUAAAUACAACCAAUGAUAUGGUGGUACAAUUGCGCCAUGAUUUACAAGCGCGCUCAAAUCUUUUACAUUUUUAUAUGGAUUAUGAAACUGAUGUGGAUGGCUGCUCAUCAGGGCAAUCAAAUAGUGAAAAUCUUCAGCGAAAAAUUAAACGAUUGGAAGAUGAGAAUCAAAGUUUGAAAAAGGAGUCAAAAAAUUUGAAGAAAAUUUUUUCGGAAUAUGAAGAAAAUGAACAAUUGAAUAUUUCGGAAUGGACAAAGCAAUUAGAUACUGCUAAUGAAAAGAUUAAUAAUUUACAACAUUUACUUGCUGAAAAGACAGAAGAAUGUGGAAUACAAAAUUUUGAAGUGGAACGACUUCUCAAAGAAAUUACCACUCGAUCAAUUCAUGAAAAAGCGCUAGCAAAUGAAGCUGCCGAUUUGCAAAUACAAUUGCAAGAUGCGCUAGCAAUGCAUGAAGAACUUGCAGCGCAAGUAAAUGACUUACAAGAACGAUACACGGAAGUGCUGGCAAUGUUACGUGAUGCAAACGAAGAGUUACGGACGUAUCGGCAGAAUGAGUCCGCUUAUAGGACAAGUACACCUGAUUCACUCUAUGAUUCAUUAGCAAGUGAAAUUGAAGCAUCCGAUACUGGUUUCUAUAGCGCAAUCAAUAAUCACAGAUUAUCAACAAAACAGCAAAAUGUACAAUCAGUAAUGGAUAUGACUCAUUUAUCAAAUAAAUUAGAAAUGAUUGAAAUUGUGAAUGAUGUGAGUAAUUCAAAUGUAGUAGGAACUCGUACAGUUGCUACCGUUACUGAUCCAUUACCAUCUGAUCGAUAUCAGCAAAAUUCACAUUGUGAUGAUAAUGUAGUCGAUGUACCGAAUCAGAUUUUUGCUAAACUUCUUCGACAUUCUUGUCAUCCUCGUAGUCCCAUAUCUUUUCUACUGGAUAUCAAUGAUUCACAUAAAGUACAAUCAUCAUCAAUUUCUAAAUCUGAAAUUAAACCUUUUGAAGUUGAUGCCAGUUCAAGUACUUCAUUGCAAUCAAAACAACCUUCCAAUGAAAAUAAUAUUUCACAAAAUGCUACUGUGUAUGAUUUAAAUCGAAUACAAAGUGAUAAUUUCGAUUCACUUAGUAAAACAGAAUCAAAUGAUUCAUUGUGUGGUUAUGAGGGACCAAAGUUGGGUGAACCUGGACGACCUGGUACACGUGACCUAGAAUGGUCAAUUAAAAAAUUGAAUAUACGAAGACAGAUCGAAAGAGAAUAUACAAGAUUUCGUCGAGAACGUGGUUUAUUACCUUCAAAUGCAUCAUUCUUCAAUAAUUUAUCAACUCAGAAUUCGAUGAAAAAAUAUCAUUGGCCAGGAAUUAUACGACAUGAAACAUUAUUGCAUUCAGAUGAAUUACAAAAACAUAAAUUCACAAAUGAUUUAUCACGGGUAUUUAAACGUGACAAAAUUCUUUCAAGCGUUGGCUUACUUGCUUCACUUAAUAAUAAUCUUGCUCAAGGUAUUGUACUUCGUUCAACAAUUCCAGUAAAAUCAUAUAUUAUUACACCUUUACAACAGAAGCUUAAAAAUUUCACACGUGAUAUAUCAUCAUAUUCAUCAUAUCUUUUGGAAGCACUUAGUCUAUGUAUACCGACAGAAUCGUUAUCACUAUCAUUAACUUCAAAACAGUUAACUCGGUUUCAUAGUAUGCAUAAUUUACAUCACAUAAUUAAUUGA